Messenger RNA from Athalia rosae (coleseed sawfly), 8443 nucleotides. It is a transcript of the gene sog, whose product is annotated as dorsal-ventral patterning protein Sog. Gene Ontology annotation, biological process: multicellular organism development. NCBI's taxonomy places the organism in Eukaryota, Metazoa, Arthropoda, Insecta, Hymenoptera, Athaliidae. Gene Ontology annotation, molecular function: protein binding. The record is from RefSeq and is a predicted model, not a curated record. Bases 2381 to 5254 code for a protein of 957 amino acids. The transcript is spliced from 8 exons.
AGCCGUACGUAUAGUACGUACGUAUAGUACCUACGUACGUAUCGUCGUAGUAUCUUAUCCUCCUCGCGAACGCGAUCAUUAAAAAAAAAAAAACAACAACAACGAGAAAAUAAAAAGAUAAGUCUUUUUGUCACCGGCAGACUUCUCGUUCACACACUUCCAGCUCUGGCUGUCCCACCUAGCUGCCACGACCAUUUUCCCUGCAUACCUGCACAUCGCAGCUUAUAUACCCGAGCACGUUACACGUAUCACAUCACACAAACUCGUUAAGCUCGCCGCGAUUAUUAUCACACCGACAACGUGAACUAAAUUAUUUUUCCUCGUAUAAUUUCUUUCUUUUUGGUUCUUUCCCGUUUUUUUUCUUUAUUUUAUUUUAUUUUUUUUUCCUUUUAAUCGGUUUCUUUUUUUUCGAGUGUGUAUUUUUGAUACGGUCGUUAUUAUCGUUGUUAUUGUAUAACGUGUACGCGAUACCGUCGGGUUUUUUUUUUUUUUUUUUGCUUUUUUUCUCUUUCUUUUUUCAAUUACUAUACGCGACACUUGUAUACGACUACGUGUAUCACCCUACGGAUAUUAUGCGUGCCUGAAACUUCUCAAUGAACGAAGAAAGCCGCGAGCGUUUUUACGCAGUUUUACGUACACCUGUGCGCACGUGUGUGUGUCGGUAUAUACUCGUGUGUGUCUGAAAAGUAGUUGUUGAAUUUUUCGUAUUUCUUUGGCGUUAUUUUUAUACCUUGCGAGGCAUAAAAUGAAAAGAUCAAAUCGCGAAUCGUUUGGCUAAACUUUCCGGUACAGAAGUUCGAAUCAUCCGCGCCUCGCCGCCCCCCUUUUUUCCUCCCACCCCCCUCGUCAGCCUCCUUCUGCCUCCGCCCCUUCCAUUGCGAGUUCCUCCCACCCCUCGGUCCACCUCUUGAUCGUCGUCGUGGUCGUCGUCGUCGGCAUCGUCCGUAGUUUUGGUGCGUUCGUUCGUCAGUCAGUCAGUCAGUCAGUCAUUCAGUCACUCAGUCAGUCAGUCACUCAGUCAGUCAGUCAGUCAAGUCAAGUCAACUGAAAUUGAGUCGACUAUAGGUUUAUAAUCAAUUAUUAAAGUGUCUUUUUUUCCGUUUCGUUUUUUUUUCUCUCAAGUUUCGAGUUUGUAAAAACGAUCGCGAAAGUUGUUUUACUUUUAAACGGUUUCGUGCGCUCCGUACAGUAAAUGUAUAAUAAUUUCUUUUUUGAUGAUCCUUUUUUCUCUCACCUUACCUGCUGCUGCUGCUGCUGCUGCUGCACGCUUGUCACACACGCUACAGCAUAGCGCCACACCGGUGCGGCCGUUCUAUAUGGUUGUCAUAAUCAUGGAAUGAAAGAAAAAAAACGUUGUGUAAAAAAAAAAAUUGAAAUAUUUGAAAAAGACGAAGUUACCACAGAAAAGCGAACAAUUCAUUCGAUGUAUUUUACGGUCUCGAUACAUGCUUCUGAUCGCGUGUCAGUCUCCUCGUACACCGUACUAUGUAUGAUUAUACGUAUUCGAACGAGUGUCAACGGACCGAAACAAUAAAUAAAAUAAAUACGAAUCGCGAAAGAACUGUUAAUAUCGGGAAGUAAUUGCAACGGGGAUAUCCUCAUCCUCUUCGUCUUCGGAACGAAUCUUUUCACGUGUUGUUCUUCCUCUGGUCGUCGCAGUCAUUGAGGGCGAGUCUGCUUGCGACAGCGAAGAAAUUGUGUAACUUGUAUAAUUACGACACGUGAAUACGAUAAUUAAUUAUUUAGCGUUUCAACGGGAUCGCGUGAUUUAGAACCGUAUCGCUGUCGACGUAGUUAUUUCCGCUGAUCUUGCUUAUCUAUGAUGAACGUAUGUCGCGUGAAAUUUGUCUUUGGACGAUCAGUGAUUAUGGUGCAGGUGCCGUUGAAUGCUCAUCCUUAAUCGACGAUUUUAUUACCAUCGAUUCUCGUUACCUCGUAUCCGCAUAGGGACAGACGGAGAAUAAAAAGGAGGAGAAUAAAAAAAAAACAAUAACUUCCGUCACCGUUCUUACGUACGAUUAUCUAGCGUCUGAUAUACGAAGAUUAGAUUUGUACACUAUUUUCCCGCCGAAAAAGGAAAAAAAAAAAAAAAAAAACAAUCGAAACGAGAAAUGAAUUGUAAUAAUUCACAGAUGAAGAAGUGAAUGAUUACCGGCAUCAGUGAAAAGUGAUCUUAAUCAAUUUUUCGAUUAUUUUUAUGGAAAUAUAUAUAUAUAAGUAAUUAACAGUGUUUCGGUGUGAAGAGUAAUCAAAAGAUUAGUCGUCAGUGCGAUUAUUAAAUUGGAAAGAAAAAUCUAAAAGAGGAGAAAAAUAAAAAGGACAUCGAUCGUCGGGGCUAACAGUCUGUGGUGAUAUUUUCCGUGAAUAUAAAAUUAACAAGAUGCAUUUCAUUUUAAAUAUAUUGAACAUAUUAUUCCUCGCAUUUGUGUACCGGACGCCCGUAAUCGAGGCGCGUCGUGUAGCACCGUUGAUCGAAGACGACCUGGCCAGAAGACCUCAUAGGCCCGCAGAAUGUAUAUUUGGAAAACAAAUUCGGGAGCUGGGUUCCACGUGGUACGCAGAUUUGGGACCUCCUUUUGGCGUUAUGUACUGCAUCAAAUGCGAAUGCAUACCGGUUCAGAAGAAACGUCGAAUCGUCGCCAGAGUCCAGUGUAAAAAUAUAAAGAACGAAUGUCCCAAACCAACCUGCGAAGAGCCUGUUCUCUUGCCCGGAAGAUGCUGCAAAAGUUGUCCAGGCGAAUACGGUCCGGAUAUCGCCCAGGACGUACCACCGCAAAUUACAUCGGAGGAAGAAGAACGCAGUCUGAAACACUUCGCAACUCUCCUUACGGGUAAAACGUCUCUUCCUCUUCGUCGCGAUGACCUGACACCGUCCUCGGCGUUCAACAACGCCUACAACUACGUGGCAACUGGUCGUUUCAACUUCCAUCGAAAGAAUCUCUACUAUUCGUUUUAUCUGAGCGGAUCAACGCCGCGACCGAGGAGUCUACAGUUCGUCGACGUGUCCGGCAGUAUACUGGAAGAGCAAACGAUAAAUCCAAUCGGCGGUGUCUACCAAAACGCUACCGGUAAACUGUGCGGUGUUUGGCGAAGAGUUCCGAGGGAUUACAGAAAAUUGUUGAGAGAGGAGCGUCUCCACGUGGCGUUGAUCUGGGAACCCUCGGCGAUACUCACCGGACAGCUCGCUCGUUACAGGGCGUUAAACACGGAACAAUUCUCGUCCCUUUUGGAACCGGCGCAAGGAGUCGACGAGACGCUCAUGUCCGGCGCGGGAGCGACCGCUAUCGUUUCGGCGUCAGCGGCGUCAGCUCCCUCCGUUCAUAUCCAACUCGUGUUCAACGGAGUCUUUUUGUCCGACGAGAUAUCGGACGUGCCGAUUCUCGUGCAGCUGGAACACUUGGAGAAGGAUUACGUUAUACUGCGGGAGGAGAUAACCGUGAACAAACCGUCGACGGAAUUGAAUAUCGGCGAAGUUCGUAGCGCUAUUUCGGGUGCGGAUCUCAGACUGUUGGCACGCGGUAAACUCGGUGUGACCAUAUCGUCGAGGACCAAUCCUCCGGCAUUGAAACUACAGGGGAUCAUCGGCCCACGAGCGACUUGCGAUCUCUAUCAAACUCUCCUCUCCAGCGAAGCGCCCUCUUCCGCGUCCGGACUAGCCUGGGCUUUCCUCGAUCGCUCGGGCGCGCUCAGAUACGGCGUUCAACUCAUAGGACUCGAAGAAGAGAGUCCUCUGGUCACCCUCGUGGACGACGGAGGUAAAAAACGCACGGAACUCGAGGAUCUGACGCCCUCCCUGGUCGGAGGACUGGCGAACGGAUCCCUGGAGAGACCGGGACCGAGACUAUUGGAACCACUUUUCGCGGGUGAAUUGUCGGUGGUAACGGCAUCCCACAUGGGUUCGUUGCUCAGAGGGCGUUUGGUUCAGAAACCGGUGGCGGACGCUAGGGACACCUCGGCUCCCAUACUUCUGAGACGUCUGGAUUCCGAGCCCGUUCCCGCGGGAUUGGUCGGUUUGGUCUGGGCGACGGUGGAUCUGGAUUGCACGCUUCAUUACGAGCUCGAAAUAUCCGGGAUCGUUAACUCGGAUCGCACGAUGCAACUUUACUUGGAAACGAUGCCACUUUUGGCCCAAGGAGCGCCGGUGGCGCGAAGACUUUUGGAAGAAUUUACAGGAGCCGUUCUCGAGGGUUCCGUGACCGGCCUGUCCUCCGUUGAACUGUACCGCAUAGAGUCGGGCAUCAGCUAUUUGGAAGUGAGGGAUAAAAUCGCCGGCGCUAUUCUGAAAGCUCCCUUCAGAACCAGGACACCGCUCAGUUGCCUCCCACAUUACGCCGACAACGACGUCGCCUCCGUAGUCGCGUACAACAUGCAACCGCCGAGAUCCGACGUCGAAACGAGCGCCUGUUUUCACGAGACAAGAUUCUACGAGGAAGGUACCCAGUGGACUUCUAAAACCGACGUGUGCACCAUGUGCCAUUGUCACAGGGGGCUCACAUCUUGCGACGCCGUACCCUGUCCGUCGAUGCCUUGCAGGACCGGUCAGCAAUUGAAAACCACACCUGGACAUUGUUGCCCCAUUUGCAGUGCCGCUACGAAACUCAACGAAACUCUUGACGACAACACGACGCCAUCAACGUCGACCACAUCACGGGGAUGCAUGUUAGCUGGUCAAUAUCACCUCGCCGGAGCUUCCUGGCACCCGUAUGUACCCCCCGCUGGAUUCGACACCUGCGCCGUAUGCACGUGCGACAUCGCGACCUUGGAGGUCAAAUGUCCCCGAGUUCAGUGUCCGCCCUUGGAGUGUGACGAAAAAGUGGCCGUUAGACCCGACAAAAAAGCUUGCUGCAGACAGUGUCCGGCUAUUAAAAGCACCGCGACGCUUCCCGCGGGAGACGCGUUACCUCGUGAUCAGGCGUCGGUGUCUAGUCGACCUUCGGCUGAAGAAAUCCUGGCCAGCGGAGGUUGCAAAUAUCCCGUUGGAGGACCGUUUGAAAACGGCAAGGAAUGGCAUCCGCGUAUACAUUCUCACGGUGAAAUGAAGUGCGUGAAAUGCAGGUGUAAGGACGGCGAGGUAAAGUGUGACAGGAAAAGGUGUCCCCGUUCGCUGUGCAACUCUAUUGCCCAGCAGAAGAAACGCGGCGUUGUAACGGCAGAGAUCGACGAUUGUUGUUCGACGCAGUGCAAAAGGGCGCGUCGUCAUCAGCGUCAGCGUCAUCCGAAACGUACGGGUAAACGCGAACACAUCAACAGUUGAACUUCCGGGAUUUAAAUAAUCCAACGAUGCGCGCUAAAACUAAUUCGGUAUGUAGAAAAAGGUGCAGCCCGCGGUGCCUCACGCUCUGCAUCGCUAAUUAUUCGCAUUUCACAAGAUUAAUUCGCGGUGACAAAUGUCACCGCGAUAAAACGUCAGAACUUUACCGACGUACCUCGCCGCCCCCUUAUACGCCUCGAUAUCAUAUGUAUAAUCGAUGAAAAUUAUCCACGUACACACAAUAGACGUGCUAUACAUAUAGUAUACACGGUGCAAUGUAACCGGUAUGAAUCUAAGCGUAAAACGCGUUCAAUGAACUCGUGAAAUCUCUUUUCAGUCACGUUCGUAUGUACACGCAUUGAUAGUCGGUGAAAUCCACGAGUUACGUUACACGAUCGAUCGCAAGCGGUAUGCGGGGGGGUAGGUAUUAGCUACUCUCCAUUUCACUCGAUCCAGUAUUUAUUGCAAAUGAUAUGGCUUAGUCAACGUGCUUUCCCUCCGAGCGGAGGCAUGAUAUUCUGUAAAAGAGAAUAGGAAAAAGAAGGUCGGUCGUUAGAUUGAUUCCACGAUAGGUUCAAAGUCUGUGACAUGUUUACUUAUCAAAAGUAGAAGAUAUAGAACGCUGUAUGUAUUAUGCGGGGAUAUUGAAUAAGGAGAAUCAGAGGCGCGAGGGUGCGACUGCUCAGUUCUUCUCUCGUUAAACUAAAUUUGCAUAAUGCAACCUCCACGUGCAUCGGAUUAGCUCUGAGAACUACGCAAGGCGACUUCCACUCGCUGCUCUGCGCUUCAGUCGUCGUAGUAUGUAUAGUCUGCAUCUAUUAAUCAAUUGAUUUUGAUUAAAUGGAUAAACUGAACGGAAGCUGACCCCGGUACUAUGGCGGCGUAUAACCCUUUUGCCCUCUUCAUCGCCCUCACCUCUUACCAUAACUCUUCCACUCUCCCACUCCUCCGUUCAUCCAAUCACCCGUUUAAUCAUCCAUCGACCCCUCCGCCCUAGCGGCUUCUAAUACAUGCCUAUACGUACGUAUGUAUGUAGACAUCCUGCACCCACCACCCACCAACCUCAUCAAGUUACCCAGCAACCAAAGAAGACUGAACAACCUCGAUGGCGGCAUCAGUUAUUAUACGAUUGCUAUUAUAUUCUUUAUAAUAAUAUAUAUUGUAUGUAAUGUAUCUAUAUGUAUACAAAUAACUUUUGCUUGUUAUUGUUAUUAUCGUCAUUUUCAUUACCAUUAUCAUCAUCAUCGUCAUCUUUAUCGUCAUCGUCAUUAUUAAUUAUUGUUUACACUCAGACGUCACCGUCAGCAUCAUACAAGCGUCAUCGCUCCUAGAAGCCAUUCUGAAUACAAUUCGUCAUCUCAUUUUCUACUACAGUAUAAACCCUCUCGAUUCGCCAAAUCGUUUACGUGACAUAAUGUUUGAAUGGCCCACUAGUAGCGUAAUAACCUAACGUUUUUACUCAUAACAAUAAUAAUAACAGUAAUUCUAGCUGUUAUUGUUAUCAUUAUUAUAAUUACAACUAUUGCAUUAUAUGGUUAAUUAAAUAAUCGACUAAACUUCCUAUUAAUAAAAGGUUAUCACAUCUCUAUGGUAACAUUUUUUUUAAUAUCUUUAUAAUUGUUUUCAUCAUUAUUAUCAUUAUCAUAAGAUUGCUAUUAUUAUUAUUAUUAUUAUUAUUGAUAUUAUAAUUAUCGAACGUAUUUAUUGAUAGGUCUAAGGAUUUUUGGAUCGUGAAAUGUUACAAUAUUAACUGGCAAGUGUCAUUCGAAAAAUGUACGCAAUUGAUGUGCUUUUAUUUAGAAAGAAAACGUAAGAGAAGUAUCAGUAGGAAUAUUAGUAUUGAUAUCGUAAAUAUUGAAACGAUGGAGCUGAGCGACUGAAAGUUGAAAUCAGGGUUUGUUUGAAUGAAGAGAUUUGCCGCAUACCGAACCGUUCGUGCCUUGUAUGUAUCCGUAUACACUUAUCAGUCAAUAUCAUACAAAUAGUUUUUAUAUAAUUCAUUUCUUUUUUUUCUAAUCACUUUUCAUUUCACUUUUAAUCUGAAGCUAUAAGCUUAGCGAUAAGUAGGUAGUUAGCCACUAAUAUUUUGUACAUAAAUAGUGUAAUAACAGUAAUAAUAAUUAUUAUUAAUGCGAAUAUUUAAAUAUUGAGAAGUAGUCGAGAUUCGGAGUAUAGAUAGAAGAACAGGCGCUGCAGUGUGGCGCGUUAAAAAUGUUUUAACAGUAAUAAUUGUUGUUCAUCAUCACUGUUUACUUUAAAAAAAAAAAAUAUGGUAUUGUUAUAAUAUUCUUUGUUGUUCGAUACGUAAAAUCAUGAAUAGUGAAAAAGAAAAAGGAAUGGAAGUAAAAUGGAAAAGUAAUAUCGCGAUCGAGGCUGCAGUAAUCAAAUUUUCUAGUUGUUGGAAUUGUGAAUUUAUUUUUUAUAUUUCCUCAAUUAUUAUGAUAUAUAAUAAUUAUCAAUUUAUUAUACUGUCCGAAGUGCCUUGCAAUCUCUUUGUAAUAAUAAUUAUUAUUCGUCGAUGGUAUAUAUGUACAUACAAGUAUAUAUAUAUAUAUAUAUACGAUAUAAUUUCUUAUUUAUUGUGUGUGCUUCGAUUGAUUAUUAUCGCUUGGCGCGCGACUAGAUGCAUUUAAUAACAUCAUGAUUUUUAUAAUAACACGAGGAGAAAUACGCGACAUUGUUUUUUUUUUUUUUUGGUUUUUUAAUGGUCGUUUCAUUUCAUUUUUCAUUUUUAUGAAAACGACGAUGGCCGUUUAUGUAUAUUACAUACAUAUAAUGUAUACAGUAGGUUUUUUUAUUUCGUGUAAAAUAGUUCGGAUAAGUUGAAGAGGUGAAAAGAGUUCGAAAGUUGAGAAGAAAAAAAGGAAACUGAUGCUAUUCUAUACUGUGCCAAAAUGUUAUUAAUUAAUUAAUUGAUUAAUUAAUAUCGAAUAUAUCAUCAUUACACUACACUAGCUCAUCAUUGUAUAACUUUCGCAUUAUACAUAUACAUACUAUAUAAAAUUGAGAUAUAAUUAUUAAUGUACCUUGUAUCGUUGAUAUUGCUAAUAUUUGAAUAAAUUGUAACAGUAUGAUUACGCGAAUAACGAUAUAUCUUAGAAAAACGAAGUGUAUACCGAUUUCAGUAUUUCCAUUAAUAAAAAAAAAAACAACAAAAAACAAAGCAAAACAACAAAAAAAAUUCAAUGUAAA